Seminavis robusta is the source of this 483-nucleotide messenger RNA. The record is from the annotation of a GenBank genome assembly. Lineage: Eukaryota; Bacillariophyta; Bacillariophyceae; Naviculales; Naviculaceae.
AUGAGCACCGAUCGUAUGGCAGAGCUAGAGCUGGAGCUUAGUAUUGCUAAGCUGGAGAUUGGAAACUUGAAGACAGAAAACAAGGCUGUCAAAAAGACGGUGAAUCGACAGUCUUUGGAGUUGAGCAAGCGAACCGUGAAGGAGGCCAAGAAAGACGCCCAGACACUUCGUCAAGUGGAAAAGCUGGAUGGGGACAUUGAAAAGCUUGUACGUCGUUCCCAAUGCUUGAACGAUCUUAACAACGAACUGCUCAUGAGAUGCAGGCAACAUGACAAGGACAUGGCAGAGCUGAUCCUGAAGCUUGAGCAGCGGGACAAGAUGAUUGAAAUGAUGAACAAGGCGAUCAAAAACGACCAAAGAGCAUUGGAAAUCCGCAACAUGGAGGUCGAGCUACUGGAGCUUCAGAAUCAGAAAUUGAAGGAUCAAAUUAAAGGCUACGAAGCUAUUUUUGGAGCCGGUGUCUUUGUGGCAAUUUCCAAAUAG